CUUUUAUCACAUAUUUAUCGGGAUCUAAAUGUACCAACAAGUUCUUGUAGAAGAGAAUAGUAGAGAAUUGUGCUGUUGAGCUGUAAAUUAUUUAAAAUAGGCACUAGGAAAGCGACCAAAGUGAUGUUUAUCUUCAUCGCUUCAUCGGAAAAGACUGGACUCUUUUCUUGUCACUUUCCACAAGUUUCGGGAUGGGUCGUCCGCAGAUUUGGAAGCCUGUCCGCAGAUUUUUGACGUUUGCAUACAGCUAUCCAGUCAGAUCAUACAGCAUGGCAUCUGCACGGGGUGCCCUGAUAGUGUUGGAAGGUGUGGACCACAGCGGGAAGACUACUCAGUGUAUGAAGCUUGUCGAGGCACUGAAGAAACAUGGGAAGAAAGCAGAGCUUAUCAGGUUCCCAGACCGUACCACAGCCAUAGGAAGUGUCAUCAACGACUACCUGGGGAACAAAUGUGAGCUGCAUGACUUCGCCAUCCAUCUGCUUUUCUCUGCUAACAGAUGGGAAGCUGUACCUCGAAUGGAGAAGCUUCUAUCAGAGGGCACCUCUCUCAUAGUUGACAGAUAUGCAUACUCAGGAGUGGCAUUUACUGCAGCAAAGGGGUUGGACAUGAAGCGAUGUCAGCAUUCGGACAUCGGCCUGCCCCGGCCAGACCUGGUCAUCUACCUGACCCUCCCCCCUGAGGAGGCGGCCAAACGGUCCGAGUACGGAGGGGAGAGGUACGAACAGACCGACUUCCAGGAAAAAGUCGCAGAAAAUUUCAAAGUCCUACAGGAGAAGGACUGGAAGAUUGUGAAUGCAAACCAGACAAUAGAAGAACUUCACACACACAUCCUGGAGUUAGCAAUGGAGGCAGUAACUAAGUCAAGUUGUCAGCCUAUCUUACCUCUAUGGAAGCACACAGAAAAUGGCUAUGCUUAGCGGUUAACCAUUGGAACUAUGUGUAAAUGCUUUGGUUCUGUUCAGCUUCUGUAACUUUAUUCUGUACAGCAAAGGUUUUUGUGUAGUUGAGAGGGCAGAUUUCAAGAAGAUGGCAAUCAAAGAAAAUAAAAUGGAAUUGUU
This is a messenger RNA of Branchiostoma belcheri (Belcher's lancelet), 1058 nucleotides long. Its product is annotated as thymidylate kinase-like. The transcript has 6 exons. Bases 192 to 917 code for a protein of 241 amino acids. Gene Ontology annotation, molecular function: dTMP kinase activity; ATP binding. The record is from RefSeq and is a predicted model, not a curated record. Lineage: Eukaryota; Metazoa; Chordata; Leptocardii; Amphioxiformes; Branchiostomatidae. Gene Ontology annotation, biological process: dTTP biosynthetic process; dUDP biosynthetic process; dTDP biosynthetic process. Gene Ontology annotation, cellular component: mitochondrion; nucleus; cytosol.